AUGACUGUACUCAUCCAUCUCGAUCCGUCUAAUACAGACGAAGUGAACCUAUCAUCAUCUGUUCCUGGCUCAUCUAGAUCGACUUUCGGCACCCUUUCCCCACAUCCAACCAGCGUCAUGCAGCAGGUCGUACAGAAGAUGAGGAAUUCCAAACGAAUCGUCGUCAUAUGUGGUGCCGGAGUAUCUACAGCAGCUUCUAUUCCCGACUUUAGAUCAUCUUCAGGUCUAUUCCAUCGCAGCAAAGGCAAGAACACGCAGCAUACGCUCAAAGAUCUGUUCCACGUCAAGUGUCUCUCAGCGAGUUCUGAAUCUCUCUUACCGCACCAUCACGCACUCAUGACUGAACUCGCAUCAUUGAGCCUAUCGACUCAACCGACUGGCUUCCAUCGAUAUCUCAAGGCUCUCGAUGACGAAGGUCGACUCCUUCGCGUCUACACGCAGAACAUUGAUCUUCUCGAAGCCAAGGCCGGACUGGAACUGGGAAUUCCGGAACUUCCCAGAUCUUCCCCCCGGAAAGCGAGGGUGAAGCCAAACCUGACCCCGGCUUCUCCGCCAAUUUCUCCAUCUCGGCCGCCAUCCACCACCCCCGAGGAAGAUUCACCGUCCUUCACUCAACAUGCAUCGGUCUCCCGCCCAUAUCGCGCCAUCCCUCUACAUGGCACGCUCUCUUCACUCCAUUGUCCAGUCUGCUCUACCUCCGUGCCACUGUACGACUAUCUUCCUCUACCCACCGGGCCGAUCCCCUGUCCAGCGUGUGAAGACGCCUCGAGUAUCCGCACAGCCCUCGCUGAAAGGCCUCGCAAAUCCGGUUCCCUCCGACCAUCUGUCGUUUUGUAUGGAGAAGAACAUCCAGAAGGUGAAAAGAUCGGUCAGGUCGUGGAGAGAGAUCUGAAAGGGACGGGAUCCAAAGUUGCGAGAGAAGGACGGGUAGAUUUCCUGCUCGUGUGUGGAACUUCUCUGUCCAUCCUGGGAGUCAAGCGGAUAGUCAAGGAGAUGGCGAAGAGUCUACAAUCUCGACCCGGUACAGAGAUUAAGACCGUCUUUGUGAAUGACGAGCCUCCGAAACCUACCGCCGCCGAAUGGGAAGACGUAUUCGAUGUCUUCGUCCGAGGGGAUGUACAGGAUUUCGUGACAAAGUACGUCGCCAAUCUAGCAUAUGUCAUCGAUCCGGUCACGCCGAAGAAGCGCAAAACUGCGCCCGCCACCCCGAAAUCUCUGUCCAGUGCCAAAUCAAAGAAGAGCAAAUCAGCUCAGGACAGCUCUAGCGACUUUACGACGCCGGUCAAGAAACUGCCUUCUGAAUGGUUACCGACGCCUAGGCUGACCCCACCUAAGGCUUCAGAGCACCGAACAUCGUUCGAGGGAUUCUUGACAUCGCUUUCGGAGGAUGGCAGUGAAGUGGAGACUGAUAACCCCUUCUUGGACAUUCGGCAACACCUCCGCGUUUGA
Messenger RNA from Kockovaella imperatae, 1449 nucleotides. RefSeq names its product DHS-like NAD/FAD-binding domain-containing protein. The transcript is spliced from 3 exons. Gene Ontology annotation, cellular component: mating-type region heterochromatin. The record is from RefSeq and is a predicted model, not a curated record. Gene Ontology annotation, biological process: negative regulation of transcription by RNA polymerase II; regulation of DNA repair; replication-born double-strand break repair via sister chromatid exchange. Gene Ontology annotation, molecular function: histone deacetylase activity, NAD-dependent; NAD+ binding. Bases 1 to 1449 code for a protein of 482 amino acids. Lineage: Eukaryota; Fungi; Basidiomycota; Tremellomycetes; Tremellales; Cuniculitremaceae.